Messenger RNA from Oxyura jamaicensis (ruddy duck), 1894 nucleotides. It is a transcript of the gene DNTT, whose product is annotated as DNA nucleotidylexotransferase. NCBI's taxonomy places the organism in Eukaryota, Metazoa, Chordata, Aves, Anseriformes, Anatidae. Bases 1 to 1539 code for a protein of 512 amino acids. The record is from RefSeq and is a predicted model, not a curated record. Gene Ontology annotation, molecular function: DNA binding; DNA nucleotidylexotransferase activity; DNA-directed DNA polymerase activity. Gene Ontology annotation, cellular component: nucleus. Gene Ontology annotation, biological process: double-strand break repair via nonhomologous end joining. The transcript has 11 exons.
AUGGAUAGGAGCAGAACUCCAGCUUCCCAGAGGAAGAGGCAGAAAGGGAUGCAUUCCCCCAAAUUUUCCUGCAGUUAUGAAAUAAAGUUCAAUAACUUUGUAAUUUUUAUUAUGCAGAGGAAGAUGGGGAUCACCAGAAGGACAUUUUUGAUGGAGCUGGCAAGAAGCAAAGGUUUCAGAGUAGAAAGUGAACUAAGUGAUUCUGUCACUCACAUUGUGGCUGAGAACAACUCUUAUCCAGAAGUGCUGGACUGGCUGAAAGGACAGGCUGUGGGUGACAGCUCCAGGUUUGAAUUACUGGAUAUUUCAUGGCUCACAGCCUGCAUGGAAGCAGGAAGACCAGUUGAUUCAGAAAUGAAGUAUCGCCUCAUGGAACAAGCAGAUCGGUUUCCUACUUUGAAUACGCCUGAAUCAGAAGUGCCAUCAUUCACUGCAAGCAAAGUAUCUCAGUAUUCGUGUCAAAGGAAAACAACUUUAAAUAACUGCAACAAGAAAUUCACAGAUGCCUUUGAGAUAAUGGCUGAAAAUUAUGAAUUCAGAGAAAAUGAAAUAUUUUGUCUGGAAUUUCUAAGAGCAUCUUCUGUGCUGAAAUCUCUUCCAUUUCCAGUAACCAGAAUGAAAGAUAUACAAGGGUUGCCCUGCAUGGGAGAUCAAGUCAGAGAUGUUAUUGAGGAGAUUAUUGAAGAUGGAGAGAGUUCUAGAGCUAAAGAUGUGUUAAAUGAUGAACGAUACAAAUCAUUUAAGCAAUUUACUUCAGUCUUUGGAGUGGGUGUGAAGACGUCUGAAAAAUGGUUCAGAAUGGGUUUACGAACUCUGGAAGAGGUAAAAGCUGACAAGACUCUGAAGCUGUCAAAAAUGCAGAGAGCAGGGUUUCUCUACUAUGAGGACCUUGUUAGCUCUGUAUCUAAAGCAGAAGCAGAUGCAGUAAGCUUGAUUGUCAAGAAUACUGUGUGCACGUUUCUACCAGAUGCUUUAGUUACCAUAACUGGUGGUUUCAGAAGGGGUAAGAAGAUUGGACAUGAUAUUGAUUUUUUGAUCACCAAUCCAGGACCAAGAGAAGAUGAUGAACUUCUGCAUAAAGUUGUUGACUCAUGGAAAAAGCAGGGCUUACUUCUGUAUUGUGAUAUCAUUGAAUCAACAUUUGUAAAGGAACAGAUACCAAGCAGAGAAGUUGAUGCCAUGGAUCAUUUUCAAAAAUGUUUUGCAAUUUUAAAAUUAUACAAGCCAAGAAUAGACAACAGCAAUUACAAUAUGUCAAAAAAAUUUGAUAUGGCAGAAGUCAAAGACUGGAAGGCAAUCCGUGUGGAUCUGGUCAUAACCCCGUUUGAGCAAUAUGCAUAUGCUUUGUUAGGCUGGACAGGCUCCAGGCAAUUUGGACGUGAUUUGCGAAGGUAUGCUACUCAUGAAAGGAAGAUGAUGUUGGAUAACCAUGCCUUAUAUGACAAAAGAAAGAGGAUCUUUCUCAAAGCUGGAAGUGAGGAAGAAAUCUUUGCACAUCUUGGCUUGGAUUACGUCGAACCGUGGGAAAGGAAUGCUUAAAGUGAUUUGCCAGUGUGCCUUCAUCAGUUGACAGCAAUGGUCCUUCUGCCUAUCUUGCAGUCUGAUUUAGAUACAUAUAUAUUACAUGUCUCUAAGACAAAAAUUUAACAGUUUAAGUACUUCAGAAUCCUUUCCAGUCUUUCCAGUUUUAGUCUUUGAUUUUUCUUCAUAGGAUGACAAAGAGGAGGUAGAGCUUGUGGAUUUUUUUUUUUUUUUUUUCCAGGGGAAAACUUCUAACUUGUGAGAUUUUUGCUUGUAACAGAAACUUCAAAUUUCUGUGAAUAAUGCUUUUUAAAAUAUUGUCAGCUACGACAGUACCUAAAUAAUACAAAACAUUUCAGCUGAGUCCAAAAAU